AUGCAGAUGGUGGAUGCAUUUGUGUGUUUUCAUCCAGCGUCAAUGUGUGAAUUGUAUAUGCCAUUUAACAAAAGUCUUCUUGUCAUUGCAUCGACACGUUAUGAAUUAGCUCGUCUGGAAUCGUAUAAAUGGCAGAAAUGGAACGAAAAUUUGAAAAUGAUUGCACGUAAUCCCCAAAAUGUGGUAGGUGCGAAUAACUUGUACGAUGCUGAAUACAUUCGAUAUUUUACUGGACUCAAAGUGACUUUAUUACCAAGUUUAUGUAAUUAUACAAACGCACAAUAUAAACCAGUGAGGAAAAGCUUUUUAUUUGUACCAAUUGGAAAUACAGAGAUUGACAAAACAUUUCCAAGUGCAGUGAGUCGAGAAAAUAUGACUAUCCCAGUGAAUAAGCUUCGUGAGGUGUAUAGUCGAUAUAAAUAUUCGGAUUUGUCCAGUCAUUUGGGAAUAAUUCAUGUUCCAUAUCAAUUAUCAACAAUGAGCAUUUUUGAACAAUAUAGAAUGAACAUUCCACUCUUUUUCCCGGCACUAGACUUAUUAACAGAAUGGCACAAAAAACAAAACAUUUUGUGUCAGAGGACGUGGCAUUGUGCAUAUCACUGGACACGGGCGAAUGGUUCAGUUAUUCGUGGCGUUGAGAAAGACAUGCCCGAUCCGAAUAAUGAUUAUGAUAUAGCUGCUGUGAAAUAUUGGUUAAAAUUCGCUGACUUUUAUCAAUGGCCACAUAUUAUUUUGUAUGAAUCAAUCGAAGAUUUAAUUCAAAAGCUUGAAACAACAGAUUUAAUGGCAGUUAGUGCCAAAAUGAAAACAUAUAAUGAGGAUGUCAAACUGGAUUUACUUAACAAAUGGAAUGGAAUUCUGAAAAGAAUAAAAGAGCAUUGA
This is a messenger RNA of Didymodactylos carnosus, 882 nucleotides long. The record is from the annotation of a GenBank genome assembly. Lineage: Eukaryota; Metazoa; Rotifera; Eurotatoria; Philodinida; Philodinidae.